This is a messenger RNA of Tetranychus urticae (two-spotted spider mite), 2950 nucleotides long. The record is from RefSeq and is a predicted model, not a curated record. NCBI's taxonomy places the organism in Eukaryota, Metazoa, Arthropoda, Arachnida, Trombidiformes, Tetranychidae.
AUUCAAUACAUUUUUUCUUAUCUCACUUCAUUCAUUAGAAGACUUUCUUUUAAUCAGUAGAUGAUGAUGAUAUGGAGAUGUAAAAAAGUGCUGUUAAUAGAAGUAAAAUAAUUUCACUUGCAUUUCUAUUCAUCCUUUUUUUACUUCAUUUUCCUGUCAUUCACUUGUUACUUGUACUGGUUCCUUGUUUUUUUUUCAGGUGCCAUUUUUAUUAAUCAAUUUUUUGGAUGGACUUUUUUCAAUCGCCUUUCGUUUUUAAAUUGCUUUGUAUUUGUCUGUGUUUUUAUUUUCUGAAGCUAAUUAAUCUGAAAGCAAGUUCGGUCAAAGGUUGGCACCGGUCAGUUUGGAUGAGGAAUCAGUGACAUUUUCUUUACAGUAAAAGUGUGCUAUCUUUUUGAAUGCUUUACCAUUUUUUCUUGGAUUAUCAUGGCCAAGUGAUCUAAAACUGUUUUCUUUGCUACCAUCUCUGUGUCGAUAUAGAUUUUUCAAUCAAUCUAUUAAAUUAAACAACAAGGAAAUAAACUGUGUAUCCAACGGAAUUUUUACAGUCUACAACCUGAUCUGUUUUGUCCGACUCCAAUUCUUAUGAUUUUCAGCUGUGUUAAGUGCUAAUGGAGCGGAGAAAUAAGAAAAAUAGGAUUUCACAGACUUUCAAUAGUUAUCCACAUCAUAAUUCUAUAUUACACAUUAGCUACCCUCAUAUGGCUAGGUUGCAUCCUUAUCAUCCCCUUCACCAUCAACCAUCACCAGUUUCUGUGGUUGGUGCUGCAUCAUCAUUGUCUACUCUACCUCAACUUGACCAAUAUAGUUCAACCAUGGUGCCUUCAACUGAAUCUUGGUUAAAUCAACAGCACCAACAUCAUAGUCAGCCUGAACCGGUGCUUAGGUGUAAUCCUACUAAUAAUACAAAUGAUGAUUUUACAGAGAUUGACCAAAACAGUCAAUCAGGUUAUAAGAGCAAUACCACAAUAGAACAUUUACACCCAGAGUUGUUGUCCAUCAUAUUUUCAUACCUUGAUCUAAGAUCCAAAGGUAGAGUUUCUCAAGUAUGCUCAAGUUGGAUGGAUGCAGCUUACGAUAAAUCAGUUUGGAAAGGUGUUGAAGCCAAACUCCAUUUUAAAAAGUUGAAUACCACCAUGAUAUCAAGCUUAAAUCGUCGAGGAAUCAAAAGAGUGCAGGUUUUGAGCUUUCAAAAAGAUUUGAAAGAACUGGCCAGCAUUAAAAAUUUGGAACGUCUUACAUUAACAGGCUGUUAUAAUCUGACCCUUGAACUUCUAUCCGAAGCCUUAUCUCAAGAGAUGCCUUCCUUAAAGCAGUUAAGUUUGGGAAUGUGUAAGCAAAUAACUAGUGUAUUCUUAAGGCUAUGUGAUCUAUUUAAUAACACUCCAAACAUAGAAGUUCUCGAUCUUGGUGGCUGUAGUGAGAUCACAGAUCAUGCUCUCGUGGCAAUCCGUAAAUGUUUAAAACAGCUAAAACAACUUAAUUUAAGAAGUUGCCGUUACAUCACUGAUAAAGGUAUACACCGAUUAUGCCUGAGUCAAUUCUCUGACGAUAUUAGUCAAUUGGAUGUUUGGAAACCAGCUCCUGAUGAUGAUGGUUUAGCUAACUUGGAAUUGUUGGAUUUGCAAGAUUGUCAAACUUUGUCGGAUGAUGCUCUUAAAUACAUCUCAUCUGGUCUAAAGAAUCUAAAAAGCUUAAAUUUAAGCUUUUGUGUCGGAAUCACGGACAUGGGUCUCAAAUAUUUGUCAUCGAUGACGUCUUUAAAAGAAAUUAACCUUCGUAGCUGUACCAAUAUCACAAACACUGGUUUAAGAUAUUUAAGUGAAUCAGGCAUCAAGUUAAACAUAUUGGAUGUCAGUUUUUGCGAUAAAAUUACCGACAGUGGUUUAUUUUAUAUUUCUCAAGGAUUAACUACACUUACCACAUUAAGUCUCAAUUCAUGCUUAAUAACAGACGAAGGACUGACUAAACUAUCAACAAGCUUAACCAAUUUGAAAACACUGAACAUUGGACAAUGUAACUGCAUAACUGAUAUAGGAGUUUCCUCUUUAGCCGAAAACUGUCACAAAUUAGAGAAUAUUGAUUUGUACGGUUGUACUCGAAUCACUCAAGCAGGUCAAGAGAAAAUACUAAAGCUGCCAUUACUGAAGUAUUUGAAUACCGGAUUAUGGCAAGACUUACAAGCACCGGUUUACUUCCAUCCAUUUAAUUCAAGUUCGUUGGUUCGUGAUCAUCCUCCUGGGUGUGUUAUCAAGCAAUCAAAUCGCAAUUUUGUUGAUCCUUCCUACUACUCUAGCCAGUUAUUUGCUCAGUAUAAAAGUCUUUACUCUGCUAAUUGUGGUGAUAACAUGCUAUUUAGAAACUGUAUUCUUACUAAACUAUGUGAUUCAUGUCAAAAAUUCAGUUGUCUAUUGAAUCCCACACUCUCUGGUUCACCACUAUUCAUUGUAAUUAUGGACAAAUCAUAGGAAAAAAACUCAUCUACUAUUAGUUUUCAUCAAUAACCUGAAGUGUUCAAUGGAACAGAGAAUGAUUCUGGACGAUGACUACCAAUGAUUAUCUCUGAUUUUUCAAUAGCCAAUUGCACUCCGAAUUCACGGAUCAAGCCUGGGACCAAGCCUGGUACCAUCCAAGCGUCGGAUGUCAAGUGAAACACUCAAAGAGUUAACAGAGUAGACGUAACGCAACUUUUGUAACUUAAAUGCAGCUACAUAGAAUAUCUAAAUUCUGAUAACGUUGGAGUGAGAUUCACACAAUCUGUCUCAAUAAAAUGUAAAAUAAUAUUUGUAAAUACGUAAAACUAUUACCAAAAACGCAAUAUUCUUAUUUCUCCGUCCUACUGUCCUCUACAGUAUGCUUUUCUGUAAACAUAAAAACCCCAUUGAAAACCAUUUGUAAGCUUUCAAAUAUUGGAAAAUUGACGAAAAUAAUAUUGACCAAUGUUUCAUAA